This is a messenger RNA of Ornithorhynchus anatinus (platypus), 1622 nucleotides long. Its product is annotated as maestro heat-like repeat family member 5. NCBI's taxonomy places the organism in Eukaryota, Metazoa, Chordata, Mammalia, Monotremata, Ornithorhynchidae. Gene Ontology annotation, cellular component: cytoplasm. The coding region runs from base 1 to 1359 and encodes 452 amino acids. The record is from RefSeq and is a predicted model, not a curated record. The transcript is spliced from 11 exons.
AUGGAUGCAGUGCUGGAACCAAGUGUUGCGUGGAAUAUCCACAGCCACGGAGAAAGGCUGGAGAGCAAAGAGGCUGCAAACACGUUGUAUGAGCUUCUCUUGGUUGUGGAGUACACGGAAGCAGUGGCGCAACUCCUCCCCCAGUUCUUCCUGGCCUUCAUCAUCCAGAUCCAGCAUGUGCUGGAGCUGGGCCUGGUCGGGGAGCGGGUACUCUUGGCCGUGGAGCCCACCAUCCACUCAGACCUCAGUCCCUGGAGGACCGCUCUGGAGGCCUUGAGGAGUCUUCUGUCCACCAGAGCAUGUUGGCAGAGCUUCAUGUCCAUGGAGCUGCAGGACAGCUGGCAACUCUUCUCAACCCUCGACACCUUCCAGGAGGCUGUUUCCCUUCUGGCCAGGUGUGUGUGUGUGAGCCUGGUCCAGAACAGGUGCCCGAUGGUACCCGAGCUCCUGCAAACGGUGGCCAGCUCUUUGGUGGGGAAGGGCCCGCAGGGCGGGAGUGUGGCCGUGGGGUUGCUGGCCGAGACUGUCUUGGACCCCGAGGGCAUGCAGCUCAUCCUCCAGGACGGACUGGAGGACCCCGAUCCCGUGCUGCGCGUCAUCAGCCUGCAGGCCCUCACCAGCCUGCCGCUCAACACCGACAAGCGCUCGAUCCUCCUGGCUCAGCUCCCCUUCCUCCUGGAGGGCUUCUACCGGCAGGACCAGGAGGGAGUCCUAGCGUCCAUGGACGCGGUGACCCUCACCGUCCGCAGCCUGGGCUCUCGGGGACUCGGCCACCUCAGGGAGGACAUCGUCCUCAUGCUGGGUCCUUUCUUUGACGACGAGAGAUCCCAAGUGCGGGUCUCAGCUCUAGACCUGCUGGCAGCCGUAGCCGGCAGCUGGGUGGCAGAAGACAAAACCUGCUGCCAGCAAGAGCUCAUCCGCUGCCUCAUCCCCGUCCUCUUCCACCUGAAGGACGAGCACCCUUCAGUGCGCAGAAAAGCCAGAUAUACAUUCUUCUGGCUGGCCCAGAACGUCGGCUGGAGGUUCAGCCAAGUAGUCGGGAGAACGCUGAUUGGGGAAGAGAGGGAGAGCACGGCCUACGCUACCAUCUGGCAGGCCUUGAUGGAGAGCUUCGAGCAAAGUCAUCCCAUUUUCUGGUCCCAAGCUCUUGGCAUAUAUGAACUGCCCCCAGCCAGAUGUGAAAUUUGCAGCCGUUGUCCUCCUCAUACACACCAUCACCAUCAUCCGCAAAAGCCCGCGGUUCUCCGAGGCAGACUUGGAUAUCUUCUUCAAUACAAUUCACACCCUAAAAAACGACCCCUCGGCCAAGAUCCGCCGAUUCCUGAGGUUUCUCGAGAGGAACCCGCCAGAGAACGAUGACCUCUUCUUCUUCUGAGGGCUCCAAUCUUGUGGGAGAAGAAGAAGCCUGGGAGGACGAGUGGCGUCAGGCUGGUCGUAGGGUUCCCAGUCUGCAGCACUGGGGGCUGCCUUGGGACAUGCCAUGGGUUCAGGGCCCAGAAGAAUGUAGAGGAUCCGGCCCCCAAACAGCCAUGUGAGGGAAGGGGGCUCAGGGGGCCAGGGGCCAGAUUGGGGCCAGAAUUGCAUUCCAGCCUGGGAGUUUGAUACCAUAGCAGGAGGAGGAG